Branchiostoma belcheri (Belcher's lancelet) is the source of this 2632-nucleotide messenger RNA. RefSeq lists its product as uncharacterized. NCBI's taxonomy places the organism in Eukaryota, Metazoa, Chordata, Leptocardii, Amphioxiformes, Branchiostomatidae. Bases 360 to 1886 code for a protein of 508 amino acids. The transcript is spliced from 8 exons. The record is from RefSeq and is a predicted model, not a curated record.
GGUGUGACUCUGACGUCUCAUGUUUUGUUACACAAACAAUAACAAACGCUUGAGCAAAACGUUUAAGGGUUACGUUAUUGUACCUGUAUCCGUCCCAUAUCGUGACAAAUCUGAAUUUCAAAAGUACCAACAACCUCUCUCUUCCCAAUGCCCGUACUUUGCACCCAAAACACAGCCCGCAUCUGUUGACAACAUAAGAAUCUGGGCGCCAGCUGAGGGUAUUAUUUACCGGUUUCCAUGGAUACCUCGCACAGGCCCCUGGGUAAUAAACAUGGCUACCUUUAGAAGAAAGUUUUGAAGAAACCGGAUAACCUCUCCGUUGUUCCUUCCUAUCUUUGUUGGUACUUGAUGCGAUGUAGAUGUCUUUGUCCUCGGAGACGUACAGGACACAGAGGGACCAGAUGAUGGCGGAGACGCGGACUGUGCGGGAGCAGGAGCUCCGCCGGCUCAUGGACACCGUGCUCGACAAACACCGGGACGACAUCCUGACCAUCGCCAGCGGUCACCUCAACCACGACAAACUUUACAAGCCACCCGAGAGGGCGACGCACCAGCCAUGGGUGAGUUCAGGCAAGGCCAGUAUUUCCCUACGGGAGCCGAGCGUCAUUCCGAAGGGACAGAAGUCUGUGCGACUCCAGCGGGAGAAGCUGCGACAAAUGUCAGAAACGGCGCGACAGUUCAGCAUGGGCACGGCGGGAAGUCUACCCGCGACUUCGCUGUUCCCCUCGCCCACCGGGGCUCAGGUCUCCCGUAGCGGUGGCGAAAGGAGCCGGACAGUCCUCCCCUCCAUCGGGGAGAAGGACAGGAAAGACCGAGAACGUCUUACGCAGUCUUAUCCGACUCAGAGCCGGGAAACGUACAUCGACGACAACGUGAGAGUCGAGGAGUUGAACAUGCCGGAACUGUUACUCCACUCUCCCAGGAGACCGGCAGAACCCAAGACAAAAUCAGUAGACUUCGCUCACAAGUUAAGAACUAUGAAGGACCACACGUUCAUGCAGUCUUACUUAGCAGGGAUAACUAAGAAGGAACAGUUUAGCAGGCUGAAGGAGUUUGAGAGUGAUGUGAUGAGGAUGGGAGAUGCUAACGAGAGGAAAGUGUUGACUGGACAGAAAGCAGUGGACCAUCACGAGGCCAAGUUGAACGCCUUCCUUGACGAGUUGGAUGCCCGAGGUGACUACAACCGACUUCACCGUCUGCAGGCACAUAGAGAGGUGUUGGAUGACUUGUGUGAAGAGUCACCUGUAUUUGGGGACCUGCUCAACAAAAUUAAGAAAGAGUAUGAUGCGUACCUGUCCCACCUGCUGGAGUCCCAGAACCUGCAGCCCAGGCUGUUAUAUGAACACCUGAGUACCAGCUCAGACAAGAGUCCUGUCCCGCCGGGGGAGGUGGAGGAGGCCAUGCAGCAGGUCAGGUCACUGGAGCUGCAGGCCAAGGACCUCCUUAGCACCAAUGACAGGUUGAGAAAUGAACUUCAAGAGGCCAGGGAGAGUCUAGCAACAGCUGAAGAAGAAGCAAAAGAACCCAAGUCCAAGCUGUUUGUGUACAAAGAGGCUCCGCCGAAGGAGAUUGAUGAACAGAUCAGGGAUCUGUACGCUGAGAUCCUGGACAAUCUGGAUGACAUGGAGGCCAUCAGAAACAACCUGCAGGAGGAGUUUGUUCCUCUCCAGGUCUGUCAGAAUCUGGACCAUCAGCUCAAGGAGACGGAGAUUGACAUCCAGAGGAUAUUAAAGCAGAAUGAGUACUUGGAGAAGCAAGUGCAGGAUUUGGAGGAAGAGCUAGAGGACUAUCUGGAGGGGGAAAAUGUACCACAGAGGGAUGCAAGGAAACUCUGGAGGAGCAUCAAUAUAGACAAGGUUCUCAGCCUAGGGAAAAUGGACUAUUAGUCAUGGCUGUUACAACAGGAGUGGGCUGACUGUACAAAAUGAUGCCAAAAAUACCUCUGUUUGAAGGCAAAGACAGUUUUACUGGCUCAUUCAGUAAAGAGUUGCAUAUACAGUACAUGCACUUUUCCCUGUAAACGUGUUGGUAAAAAUAUGGUUUGUAAUAAAAUUUUAUCCAAUAGAUUAUGAUUUGUCUUAUUAGUUCAAAUGCUGGACACAUGUACGCAAAAAUGAGAUUCUUCGCUUAUUUCAUGUAAGUUAAUAUGUUGUCAUUCACCAGUGGGCACAAUAAACCUCUACUACAUGUUCUUAACUGCAGUACAUGUAUAAUACCAGCAUCAUAAUUUGCAUCAAAGUUUCUUGUGCAGUGUGUUCUGUUAGAAAAGAAAAAUGGUCCUGGAAAAGCUGUUGCACUAAUUAUUAUUUACAAAGAGAUAACAGUCUCCGCUUUGUUAGAUUAUUACUAACAAUAAUCUUUAUUGAAUAAGCAAACACAACAGUGUACAUACAUGUACAAAAAAUUCUCAGCAAUGAAAAUGUUUUUGUGUAAGAGUUUGAUAGAGUGCUUCUGGAAAUGAAGCAAUAUGUAAAAUAUAAUAUUAUACACAUGAUUGACACAACUUUGAGACUUUGCCUGAUUUCUUACUACCUUAUUGCCAUCCCUGAAACAAUGUAAGAUGUGACAAAAUAAAAGUAAGUUUACCACAAUGGACAAUUCCUCUCACUGUGGGACAUGAUAGGAGGACAUG